This is a messenger RNA of Aspergillus viridinutans, 1524 nucleotides long. RefSeq lists its product as uncharacterized. The coding region runs from base 1 to 1524 and encodes 507 amino acids. The transcript is spliced from 7 exons. Lineage: Eukaryota; Fungi; Ascomycota; Eurotiomycetes; Eurotiales; Aspergillaceae. The record is from RefSeq and is a predicted model, not a curated record.
AUGGUUCGUUUCAGCUUUUGGAUCUCCCUGGGUGCUACCCUUUUGGCCACCUCUACUCCAGCAUAUGCCCAAUUACCACCCAACUCCCACUUCCAGCGCGAUGCCCCAGGCGCUCGUGUACGGACCAGCAGCGGCUUGAUUGAGGGGCACAUUGCGUCGCGACCCGGGGUGUUCGAGUAUCUGGGGAUCCCUUAUGCUGCUUCGCCCACGGGAGACCUCCGAUUCGCUCCUCCGGUCCAAUACCCGGGCAAUGGCACCGUCCUUGCCAAUGCUUAUAGCCCGUGCGUGACCCUGGAGACAACCCGCGUGCUCACACCGACCAUUAUCAGAACCUUUGCUCAGCAAUUGGGGACUCCCCAGAGCGAGGAUUGUCUCUACUUGAAUGUAUGGACUAAGCCCACACACGAGCUAAAACCGGUGUUGGUUUUCAUCCAUGGUGGUCGAUUCAGCGUUGGUGGAGCUCACAGCCCCAUGUACGACGGCGAGAACUUGGUCGCCGAGAAUGAUGUCGUCGUGGUCACCUUCAAUUACCGAUUGAACAUCUUUGGUUUCUCGGGAGCCCCUGGCCUCACCCAGAACGUGGGUCUGCUGGACCAGCGCAUGGCCAUUGAAUGGGUGUAUGCCAACAUCGCCGGGUUUGGAGGCGACCCUGACCGCAUCACCAUCUUCGGACAGUCCGCGGGAGGCGCUUCGGUCGACUACUACUCGUACAUCUGGACGGAGAAGCCGCUCGUCCGCGGCCUCAUCUCGCACUCGGGCACCGCGCUGAGCUUCAAGCCCAACACCGCCGAGGAAUCCGCCAGUUACUUCUACCACGUCUCAAACACUCUAGGCUGCGGCAACAGCACCGACCCCAUUGACGCGAUGGUAGAAUGUCUGCGCGAGCAGUCAUUCCAAGCAAUUCUUGCGGCGGUGAAAAAAGUCCCGUUCGCCCCCUCCCCGGCGCUUCCUCAACCCCAAUUCCAUCCUACCGUGGACGGCAUUACAGUCUUUGACAACUACGCCGAACGCUCCGCGCAGGGCAAGUUCAUCAAAGCGCCAUACCUCUUUACAAGCAACGACAACGAAGCAGGCUACUACCGCAUCAACGCCUUUAGUGCGGGCAUCUCACUCACCGACGAGGAAUGGCACCAGUUCAAUCUGGCCGCCUUCACCUGUCCGACUGGCCAAGCGGCGGCCGAUCGCGCCGCGCAGGGAGUCCCUACCUGGCAAGCGCGGUACUUUGGCGACUUUUGGAAUCUGAGACUGUAUCCCACCAGCGGGGCUUACCACGGGGUCGACCUGCAUAUGGUCUUUGGGACGGCGGAGAAUGUCACCGGCAUUCCUGAUUCUUCGGUGGAGAAGCGGACAAACAGGUAUAUUUCGUCUGCUUGGGUGAAGUUUGCGACGGAUCCAGAAGGGAACACACUGAUUGGUCUUGCAUAUAAAAAUGAGACGGGGACGCAGCUGUUGAAUCCGGCUGUGUACCAGGAGGGCUGUGGUGCACUGGACGGCGACACGACUCCAGGAAAGGGGGCUUUCUAG